AUGAGUUGUUCAUUUUUGACCACCGUUUCACCUCCAUCUCACACCAUCUUCAGACCAAAUCAAAACCCUUCUCUUCAAAUCGGCUCACCUCGUACCAACAGUGUUGCGUUCAACAAAAGAAGAACAAAUUCGAACACAAUUAGGGCUCUGUUUUCAACCACUAAAGAAGCUGUCUUGGAGGAUUUUCGUCAUAAAAGGGUCCUCAAAAUUAUUUCAGGGCUACAGAAUUUGGACAGAGAUAAUGUAGCUGCUGUUGUUACUGCUGCAGAUAAGGGAGGAGCAACUCAUGUGGAUAUUGCCUGUGACCCUGACUUAGUGAAACUUGCUACUAGCUUAACAUCUCUUCCAAUUUGUGUUUCUUCUGUAGAUCCGGCAGCAUUUCCAGCUGCCGUAGAGGCAGGAGCCUUGAUGGUCGAGAUUGGAAACUACGACUCGUUCUAUGAACUCGGUUUGACUUUCUCGGCUGACCAAAUCAUUGGUAUGACUAAGGAGACAAAGAGAAUUCUUCCAUCUGUCUUGUUAUCAGUCACCGUACCUCAUACGCUAUGCCUUCCCGAUCAGGUCACGCUAGCCGAACAAUUGGAACAAGAAGGAGCGGAUAUAAUACAAACCGAAGGAGGAAAAUGCUCGACUCCUUCAAAAGCCGGUGUUCUUGGUCUGAUUGAAAAGGCUUCCCCUACGCUUGCAGCAGCAUACUCAAUCUCACGUGCAGUUAAAAUUCCAGUAAUGUGCUCGUCUGGACUAAGUUCAGUUACCGCACCUAUGGCUAUUACAGCAGGAGCUUCGGGCGUGGGUGUGGGUUCGGCUGUUAACAAGCUGAAUGAUGUUGUGGCCAUGAUUGCGGAGGUGAAGAGUAUAUCAGAAUCGUUGGCAUUAUCGACCGAUAGGGUACGAAUCGUACGAUGA
Messenger RNA from Striga hermonthica, 906 nucleotides. The record is from the annotation of a GenBank genome assembly. Lineage: Eukaryota; Viridiplantae; Streptophyta; Magnoliopsida; Lamiales; Orobanchaceae.